AUGUCUCCUGAAGCUUACGUUCUGUUCUUUAACUCUCUUAACCUGGUCACCUUCGAAGCCUUUGCUUGGCUAUCGCUUUUCGUAGCCACGGUUGCUAUCUUUCUCUCACCAGGCGGACUCGCAUGGGCCUGGACAAAGUCUUCCAAGACCCGUGUUUCAAUUCCUGGUCCGUCUGGUUCUCUCUCCAUCUUCUCCGGUUCGAACCCUCACCGUGUUCUCGCCUCGCUUGCCAAACGCUUCAAGGCCUCUCCUCUGAUGGCGUUCUCCGUUGGGUUUUCUCGUUUUGUCAUCUCCAGUGAACCGGAGACGGCUAAAGAGAUUCUGAACAGCUCUGCUUUUGCUGACCGCCCGGUUAAGGAGUCAGCUUACGAGCUUCUGUUUCACCGUGCCAUGGGUUUCGCGCCGUAUGGUGAGUAUUGGAGGAAUCUGAGGAGAAUCUCUUCAACGCAUCUUUUCAGCCCGAGAAGGAUAGCUAGUUUCGAAGGUGUUAGGGUUGGGAUCGGUAUGAUGAUUGUGAAGAAGAUCAAGAACGUAGCUGGCGGUGGUGAAGUUGAAGUGAAGAAGGUGAUUCACUUUGGUUCGUUGAAUAAUGUAAUGACGAUUGUUUUUGGUGAAAGCUACGACUUCGAUGAAGUUAAUGGGGAUGGAAGUUUUCUGGAGCGGCUUGUGAGCGAAGGUUAUGAGUUGCUUGGGAUAUUUAACUGGAGUGAUCACUUUGGUGUUCUUCGUUGGUUUGACUUCCAAGGAGUGAGGAAGAGGUGUAGAGCUUUGGUCUCUGAAGUCAACACUUUUGUCGGUGGAAUAAUCGAGAAGCACAAAAUGAAGAUGAACAACAACAACCUCAAUGGAGAGGAGAGUGACUUCGUUGAUGUCUUGCUUGGCUUGCAAAAGGAUGAAAAGUUGUCUGAUUCCGACAUGAUUGCUGUUCUUUGGGAGAUGAUAUUUAGAGGGACUGACACAGUUGCGAUUCUAGUGGAAUGGGUGAUUGCAAGAAUGGUAUUGCAUCAAGACAUCCAAGCAGAACUCUACAAAGAGAUAGCUUCUGUUACAAGUAACAACACUAGGUCCUUGUCUGAUUCCGACAUCCCAAAGCUUCCAUACCUUCAAGCUGUUGUCAAAGAAACCCUGAGGCUCCACCCACCAGGCCCCCUCCUCUCGUGGGCCAGACUCGCUAUCCACGAUGUCCACGUGGGUCCCAACCUUGUCCCUGCAGGAACCAUAGCUAUGGUCAACAUGUGGUCCAUCACACAUGACGCCAGAAUCUGGACCGACCCUGAAGACUUUAGGCCUGAGAGGUUUAUUGAUGGUGAGGAUGUAAGCAUCAUGGGGUCGGAUCUUAGGCUGGCUCCAUUCGGUUCGGGCCGUCGGGUUUGCCCGGGUAAAGCAAUGGGCCUAGCUACUGUUCAUCUCUGGGUUGGUCAAAUGAUUCAGAAUUUCGAAUGGGUUAAGGGUUCUUGUGAUGUUGACCUCACAGAGGUUCUCAAGCUGUCCAUGGAGAUGAAGAAGCCGUUGAAGUGCAAGGCUGUUCCAAGAAAUGUUUGUUUUGGUUAAUGGAUCCGGUUAUCUGGUGUAUCGGGUCGGCUACUUGUUUAAUUAACUACUAUGGGUAGUCUCUUUUAAUAUUAAUAAUAAUUAUGGUUGGGAACUGGGAAGGAAGUUAGGGUUUUGGCACGUUGGUCGAACUUCUUUAGGGUUUUGGUGUCAUGGUUUUUAACUUUGCUGUGUGUUUGCUUCAUGUAACGUAUUUUAUCCCGUCCCUUUGUCUU
Brassica oleracea var. oleracea is the source of this 1766-nucleotide messenger RNA. Its product is annotated as cytochrome P450 78A5. Gene Ontology annotation, molecular function: iron ion binding; monooxygenase activity; oxidoreductase activity, acting on paired donors, with incorporation or reduction of molecular oxygen. Bases 1 to 1551 code for a protein of 516 amino acids. Lineage: Eukaryota; Viridiplantae; Streptophyta; Magnoliopsida; Brassicales; Brassicaceae. The record is from RefSeq and is a predicted model, not a curated record. The transcript has 2 exons.